Molecule: messenger RNA, 4863 nt
Organism: Blastomyces dermatitidis ER-3
Lineage: Eukaryota; Fungi; Ascomycota; Eurotiomycetes; Onygenales; Ajellomycetaceae
Product: dgpfaetke family protein
Exons: 4
Coding region: 2985-3407 (140 amino acids)
Source: RefSeq, a predicted model, not a curated record
AUCUAGCCACACACCCGUUUAAAUCCCCCUUCGUCUCAAACUUCGGGUACACCGCUACGGUGACCUCUAUAUUCGGCAGCGCAUGGUUGACUAAGGCGCGCAGAUGAUCAGGGAAGCUUCCAAAUGUAUUCUCUCCGCCCUAUUGACUGCGCUGUUAAUAUUACCAAAGCUCCUCCCAUCCGUAAUGCGCGAGGCGGCGGCGCGAGGGGUGGCACACCUUGAAACCGUGGAUAAAUACCAAAAGAAGGGUUCUCUUCAUGAUACCCGUGAAUCUCGGAACAUAUUCUUCAUGGUUGACGGUCUUGGAAACGGUCCUGAAUGAGGCAGAGUUCUACUUCGCAAAUGCGGUUGUUAUGUUAUGGAUAGUUGGCCGCCGUCCCCUUCCCAGGCAUUUGGCGUCACAAGCAGACAGUUGUCACAUGAUCUCAUAGGGCUGACCCUUCCGUCGACCCUCCCUCGAAUCGAUUAGGAUACAACCAGUCUGAAAUUUGAACCAGGAACUAAUAUCUCAAUUGUUAGACUUCGGGAAAGAUCCAAAGACUAACAGGAAAUGGCAUUUCAAAAACAUCCAGUCUUCACCAUCUAAUUUAAAUUGAAAUAUGCAAGUCUAAUAUAACAGGGAGCAAUGGUGUUCAAAGUUUAGGAAACGAAGCUCUUAGCAUGCCAUCCUGCAUCAUCGUCGCGACCAGCGUGCCAUCAGGGCUCCAAAUCUGGGCUUGGAAGAGACCUCGGUUCUCUCCUGAUCGACUCGUUUGUGCUUCCAGCGCGAACCACUUCUUCCGCGCUGCUUCCUUAGGGGCAUCCCAAUCUAUCAUUCUCAAUGCCGGCCCAUGGGUGUGGAAGAUCACGGUAUGGCUUAGACUCGCGAUAUUGGUAAUAUCAUAGACCAUGUCGUGAGCCCACGCAAUGACAAGUAGCGAACUGCGGUCACUCUGGUAUAGAUGGGCACAGAUAUAGAGAUUAUCGUACUCUCCCGCCUCGUCAGCCUUCCGAAUCUCUUCGAGUGUGCCGGCAUCUGCUUCGUCUUCGAGGCCAGGUAGCCCCAAGAGCCGAUAGAAUUGCAGGUGGCGAUACCGAUCUUUAUGGUUUCGAGCAUCCACUGAUUCAUUGUAUUCAUCCAUCGCUACCUUCCUUGACUCAACGCCAGCGAAAUGCAAUUCUUCACUUAUGCGUUCUUCAACCUUGGGGUUCCAUGAUGCCCUGUCGACGAAGGGCGCCAAUGGGUGGUCCUCUAUCCUCUUCCCCGCCAGGACGACUUUAUAUCUCUCCUGGAUAUCUGCGACUGGUUGAUGCUGGAAAUUGUACCUCCGCUCUGCCCGUUUAAAACUACAGAGAGCGCUGAAACACACACCUUGGCCUUGUGAAACAUCUACGGCGCGAAGGCAGUAUGUUGAACCGUCUCUAACAUGGCGCACUGAAAAUGUGAAGGGGAUCCCAUCCAACCCUGGGAGCGUGAACGAGCCUGUUAUAUUCUGAACAGCCAUAGUUAGUUACUGCUGUCCUCUUUUUGAAAUAUAGCGCAAGCUGUUGGAUCUGUACAAGUUGGUGAUAUCUGAGCUGAAAUAUUAUUUGUUCGCCUUCGCGCUGGUUUCAGGUUUGUUUGGCACACACAUAUUCCUUCCGUCAAACACUUAUACUGCACAGGUGCCUUUCAACCUACCUGCCUAGCAGGCGCAGAGCAGUGUCCACAACAACACAGUAAACAAAAUAAAAAUGGGAACAGGUAAGUAACUUUAGGUCCUUACAUGUAAAACGAAACCCUUCCCGACAGUCUUUGAUGCAGCAUAUGCCGACUGGGCGUAAACGUGUCCGCCAUACGCAACUUUAAAAUCGUCUGGCCGAUACGGGGCCAUCCGGGCCCGAAACCUCUCAAAUCGAAAUGAUUCCCCAUUCUGAGCGCCAUUCGCACAGCUGUCGCAAGAUCCACCGUUGCCCGUAGCAUCUCCGUUCUCAUCUAACCUUUCGAGGGCCAUCAACUUGACAAAUGGAUAUGCGGGCGGUGCGGAGGGUGCGGCGGGAUGUUCUUCAUCAUCGCUUCUGUCGCUUGCGCUUUGCACAGAGCUGUUUAUUGGGGGUGGCCUUGACAUGGUUUGAAGAGCAUCCUUGUUCUAUGGCCAGAGUAUGCGUGUGGGCUUGGGGAAGAUGUGAGAUUGAGAAAGGAAUAUAAAGUUGAAACGGGACUUCUUAUCGAGUGGUUUAUGACUGAGCUGGGAGAUGAAAUGAUUCCGCAAAAUAUGGGCAAAGAUAUGGGCCCUCCCUUUUCAGCUACAAAAAAUUAGCUGCCCGGGAGAAGAGCCUCUGCGAAAAAUCCCUGUCGACAUCACAACUGAAACCUCACAUAUCGAAAUGCCGAGGUAUUCUUGCCGGAAAUCUGGAGUCGGCCAUAUCAAUCUGUGGCUUCGGCAGUUCCGGUUGUCGGGCGGGAAAGCUCUCGGUGUGGACAAUUAUAUAUAACUGCUCCGUACGGAGUAGUUACAGAGUACAGCGUACUACUAGUUUGUCUUGUUUGUCUCGUCCUAGCUUCCCAUACCAAAUUAGUACUUACAUAGGUGAUGUUAUUUGAUGACUCGAGUGCAUUUGCCUUGGCCUGUUUAACUGCCCGCCAUUCUGGCGUGCAGCGGCUUCCAGGUUGUCAAUGAUGUAGACUUAUAGGUGAUCGCCGCGGUGAAGUCCAAAGGUAUCAGUUCGGAGCAUUAGUGGUUCCUUGGUAGUUGCCGCUACGAUCGUAUUUCCCAGGCACCCACGCCCUACGCUACGUACGUAGGAGUUCAACUCUGAGGGGAGCUUGCUGCCUGGCAUGCUGUUGAAAACGUCCCCGCGAAGUCUAUAUAACAAGAAACGUGUUGGACCUCUCUCACGAGAGUGGAAUGAUCUGAGCGACUCAGGCAGUUGUUGUUUUGAAGUUGUGUUCGCUGUGUCCUUUGAUGAACAAGCAGAUAUACGAGCCCAACAAUCCUAUUCAUCAAAAUUAUCAUUAAAUAACCAUGCCCCGCUUCAUUGUGGUGGUCCUCCCAGACGCCGACGCCGAGUCUGGCAGGAUGCCCACGACCCAGGAGCUUGCAGACAUGACCGCAUUCAAUGAGCAGCUCGUCAAAGCCGGCGUCAUGGUCAGCGGAGAGGGUCUGCUCCCCUCCUCACGCGACGGGUACCGCCUUUCAUUUUCCACCGCUGCCGACCCCGUUGUCGUCAAGGGGCCCCUUGAGAACCCGGCUCUCAGUGGCUGGUGGGUGAUCAAGACCAAGGAUGUUGAUGAAGCACUCGAGUGGUGCAAGAAGAUUCCGUUCAAGUCUGGCGGGGUGGAACUGAGACGCAUUGCUGCGGAGGAGGAUUUUGGGCCGGAGCUCACUGAUGAGCUAAAGGCGCGAGAAGGGGCUAUGAGGGAGGAGCUUGCGGGAGGCAAGCCCUAAGGAUGGAUACAUGCGGACUGGAGUCCGAUGGAGGCGCAGGUUUUUAUGACUUCGACGAUGUUUACUUCAGAUUUGACGUUAACACCACCACCCACUCCGGAAGGAAGCCCUCCCAGGAAUUUCAAUCUUUGGUACUUGUUCCUUUUUAUCUUAUGCGGUGGAAGUGAAAGGAACUAUCUUGACUUGAAGGACUAUGCCUGUCAACAGGUAGAGUUCAAAAUACUUGAAUCAACACUCUGUCGCUCUCUAGCUAUAGCUCAUUUUGUAUGUCUAUAGGUUGCACUCUUUUACUCGCACAAAUAUAUGCAAGUUUGAUCUCAGCCUCCUUGCUAAGAAGACUGAGCACGUCACUUUUACUCUGGUACAUGUACAUGAUGUGGUGUAUAUGAGGAGUGGAGGCGCUCCGCGCCGCUGGAUACACAUAUAUGCCAAUGCCAUCCACCGCAUCCCACUCCACCCCAAUAAUCCCAAAUCCCACUACAGCUACAGCGAGCUAUCUUGACGAAAAAAAGUCCUCUCCUAGCCAAACCAUGCCGUGGGACGAUCUAUCCAUCCACCCGGGCUUCUGAGCAAUCGCACCUCCCACCAAACCGUAUAUCUCAUCUCACCCACAAGUGCAGCUGUCAGAAAUAGUGUUUGAAAAAGAAAAGCUUCCAUUGAGAAGAAACCUACUCCAGAUCUCUGUAUGAGUUUCUUUUGUUGUUGUCCUCCCGUGUAGGGCUGAUGUUUAUCCUGUUACCAAUGCCAUCAGCAAAUCUGAGUGUUUCUGUUCUUGUUUUGCGAGACGCUCUUACCUUUGGCCGUGAGUUUUGUUUGAUACGAGCCCGCGGUAUCGAAGAGUAAUCUCGAAGACUGAAUUAAUUUUUGUAAACUGGGAAUUGUGGGCCCUUAAUCAAUCAAUCAAUCAAACUAUAUUGAUGUUGUAGUAAAAGGUAAGAUUUCCCCCAAGUCUCCCUCCCUCCCUCCCUCCCUCCCUCCCCCGACAUAAUCUAAACCAACGAUAUAUAUAUAUUUGAGAAGCCUCCCUGAGCUUUAGUUUACACCCAUCACGGUCAACGUGAGCGGGUCCUGUCCCGUGCACGGCCAUCCCAUACAUACAUACAUACAUACAUACAGACUCCGUGUGCCUACGUAAAAUGCACCAACCAACGAGACAGACAAGAUAAGAUAUCGUCUAAUAUCUUCUCUCCCCCUCCUCUUUCUUCCCUUUCCCCUCCGUCCAUGCCUCGCGCAUUAAGCACUGCCUGGCAAUUGCAUCAUGUCGUGCGUGACGAUAGAAAGAGGAGAGGGGUAGGGGGGGAAAGGAGCGGAAGUAAAAGAGGGAGGAAUGAUAUAUAUCAAUCAAUCAAUCAAUCAAUCAAUCAAUUAGGGAUUGGUGAAUGUAUACAGAGAGUAAAUAUUCAUAACAAUCUUGAAAAAAAAAAGCUUAUUCUGUUUAUAAUUAUAACAAUUUUCC